This is a messenger RNA of Corvus hawaiiensis (hawaiian crow), 1617 nucleotides long. RefSeq names its product dual oxidase maturation factor 2 (gene DUOXA2). The coding region runs from base 119 to 1081 and encodes 320 amino acids. Gene Ontology annotation, cellular component: endoplasmic reticulum membrane. NCBI's taxonomy places the organism in Eukaryota, Metazoa, Chordata, Aves, Passeriformes, Corvidae. The transcript is spliced from 8 exons. The record is from RefSeq and is a predicted model, not a curated record. Gene Ontology annotation, biological process: protein transport.
GCAGCAGCAGCAGCAGCAGCAGCAGCAGCUCUGACUGUUCUGUGGGCACUUUUGCUGGAUUUCGGUAUCCUUGGGAAUCAGCUACAGCUCCUGCUUGCCAGGCUUCUGGAGGUGCAGGAUGACUCUCUUUGAUGGCGUCUACCCGUUCUACCCGCAGCAGAGGAAGGCUGCUGGGUUCGACAUCAGGACCAUCAUAGUCAUCGUGGUCUUCCUGACGCUGGCUUGCAGCUUUCUGCUCAUCAUCCCGGGCAUCCGCGGACGGGCGAGGCUGUACUGGACUCUCCGUGUUCUCCUCAGCCUCUUCGUGGGAGUGGUGAUUGUUGUUGUCCAGUUCACAGGAGACUGGGAGAUGGGCUGGGUGCAGGCAAACACCUCCUACAAGUCCUUCAGCCGUGCCCAGGUGGACGUGGACAUCGGGCUGCACAUCGGCCUGGCGGGGGUGAACGUCACACUCAGGGGAAACCCAGUGCACCAGAUCAACGAGACCAUCAACUACAACGAGCACUUUCCCUGGAACUUCGGAGCCGAUUACGACCGCAGCUACAGCGAGGGGCUGGAGAAGGGGCUGCCCAGCCCCAUCCUCUACGUGGCAGAGAAGUUCAGCAGUCAGAGCCCCUGUGCCGUGCACAGGCAGUACCGCAUCGCCGGCCACUACGCCUCAGCCAUGCUCUGGGUAGCCUUUUGCACAUGGAUCAUCUCCAACAUUCUCUUCUCCAUGCCUGUCCUUGUUUAUGGAGGAUACAUGCUCCUGGUCACAGGGGCCUUCACCAUCUUCUCGCUGCUCUCGUUCUCCACCGUGAGGAACUCCCCGAUGUGUCUGAUCCAGAUUGGGACCGGGACCCUGCAUGUAGCUUAUGGGGGAUCUUUCUGGCUCGUGCUAGCAAUUGGCCUGCUCUGUUUUGUGGCUGGGAUCACCAUCGUGGCGAUGCACCACCUCAAUUUGGACCUGCUGAAAGCCUUCUUUGAUCUCCGUGAGGACAAAGCAGAGGAGUACCAGGAAAUGCCUGAGGUGUUCAUCAACCCUCAUUUUGUGGACAAGGGCCUGUCUCCUUCUCAACCCUCUGAAAUCAACAGCAUCUAGAAGAAAGUUCUCACUCCUUCCCUGAAGAUGGACCCAAAAGGGCAGAUCACAGACUCUUCUUGAUGUCCCCAGAGACGCAUUUCCCCAUCCAACUGCCUUUGAAGUCCACGGUGGGAUAGGUCCUUGCUGGCAAGUGCCUUCACAGACUGUAUCUCCCUGGCAGUGCCCUCUGGAAGGGGCAGGCGAUGCUGGCAGGCUCCCAGCAGAGCAGCUCACAGCUCCAGAAACUUGAGCUGCACAGCCACCUGGGGAUCCCUGUCCCAGGAGGAAUGCCCUUCCUGCUCCGUGCCCUGCCACAGCACAGUGCAGGGAUUCUCCAAUGGUCUGUUCCUGCUGAAAAUGAGAAGCAGCUCAUGGGUGACAUUUCUCCCUGGGAGCACCUGCCACUCCAAAAGCCAGGGAUUACACCUGCUCAUUUCUUUCCCAAACAUGAAAUUUCGUGGUUUAGGUGUGUCCAGGAAAGCCAGGCAUGGAUCCAGCUUCUGCAGGCUGGAUGCUACAGGAGCUGGAAUAAAAAAAACUGCUCCAGAAACAAA